This is a messenger RNA of Spodoptera littoralis (African cotton leafworm), 1129 nucleotides long. Lineage: Eukaryota; Metazoa; Arthropoda; Insecta; Lepidoptera; Noctuidae. The record is from the annotation of a GenBank genome assembly.
AAAAAAUACAUCGAAGGGGGUAUUCAUAUAGUGAAUGGAAAGUUCUCAAGACGCUGGUUGUGUGAGAACGCGACAACACGUCUUGAACCAGGCCGGUCAGUUCACUGUUCACGUCAGUUGACAUCUGUCCGCGAAAACAGGUGUACGUGCCAUUAAUCGAUAUCGGUGUUUCGCUUAAACCGCAUGCCUACGUCAUAUCAAUACAUAAAUAGUGUCGCGGUUCGAUAUGUAAUUAUUGAGUGACCACUAUCCGUUGAGGCCGGAUUUACUAAAAUAUGUUUUGAGUACCUGCCACAAGUGCUUAACAAUGGCCUGGACCCUGUAUUUAUUCGUUGGGAUAUCCAUUAUGACCACUUCUGCAUUCAAAUGCAAGCACACGAACUCAGACAGCGACACACGCCAUCAAUACGACUAUACCAACCAGGAGCCUCUAGGGAUUCCAGACAAUCGUGCCUCUGUAGGAGUGAGUUCACGAAUAUCUCCGAUGUCUGCCAAUCACCCACCAAACCAAGCCGACGAUGCAAAAACUUUUGCUCAAGCUAGAAUAGGAGAUGCAACGCAGACACGACGAUCAGAAAGUCCAAACAAUGACAAUUUCAAAAUUGUAUUUCCCGGGCCUACAUCUACAUCUGAAGAGCUCAAGCUAGAAAUACCAGAACAUUGCAGAAAAAUUGGUAUUUGUCAAGAUAUUCCCAACUAUCCGCACGAGCUAGCAGACAAGGCUAUAUCACAGCUGACCGAUAUUAGUGCGUUGCAACAAGAUAAACUGGACAUUCCAGCAUUACCUGACAUCGCACAAAGAGUUGGGUCUCAUGAAGAAACUCUCGAACUCUGCAAAUUUCAAGAACAGGUGAUGUACCCCAAAGCAGCACGUGAUGCCGAUGGAACUUGGCAUUUUGUGCUAAAUAAAGAGGAAAACCCUAUACAAGGUUUCAAAGUUGAGAUUUGCGAUACCAACUCUAAAUCGUGUUCUAAUAUAAUAUUCACCCAACGCGGAUACGAAACCAGUUGUAAACAAAAGUACGUGUACCGUAAAAUGGCUGUGCUACACCGCAAUGGUACCACUUCGGAUAUGUCACUAAACGUACCCAGUUGUUGUGCAUGUGUUGCCCAUGUUGUAUUAGUGUAA